This is a messenger RNA of Cydia fagiglandana, 2178 nucleotides long. RefSeq names its product L-asparaginase. Lineage: Eukaryota; Metazoa; Arthropoda; Insecta; Lepidoptera; Tortricidae. Bases 94 to 2166 code for a protein of 690 amino acids. Gene Ontology annotation, molecular function: protein binding; asparaginase activity. The record is from RefSeq and is a predicted model, not a curated record. Gene Ontology annotation, biological process: amino acid metabolic process. The transcript is spliced from 13 exons.
CUUAAGCAGCACCAUAAUAAAUCAAUGUACGUGAAACAGUUUCCUAGUUAUAAAUAAGUCGUUUUAAUAGGUCAAACGCCUUGAAUAACUUUAAUGCCGAGAAGUCUUCAGUCCGCGUUUCAGCGUCGUCGCGUGCAGAAUACACAUGCGUCCGUCGUUCUAAAAGAAAUCGUGAAAAUAUUAAAACCACACCUGGCAUCAUUGGAGAGUGAAAUGCAGCCGACUAAUGGCAAUUCAGAAAAAAAUGGGGACGGGGACGCGGGAAAAAGUGUAAAUCAAAACGGUGGUUCAGAAAAUAUUAGCGGUUUUAACCCAAAAGUUGCUGCUAAAGUUAAAAAAGCAAGAAGUUUUAUGGAGAUGACCUUAACUACGAAUCCUGUUAAAAGUCUUAGGAGGAAUGAUAGAAGAGUUCUAGUUAUUUACACUGGCGGUACUAUUGGAAUGGUUAAAAACAGAGAUGGCGUUCUAAUACCACAAAAGGCAGCUUUUGAAAACCUGAUCCGAGGAUAUCCGCAGCUUCACGACCAUGCCUUCUGGAGAAGCAGGUUGUCCGAACAGGGAUUCGACACGUCCUGCCUUGUCUUACCACAGGUCAAAGAUCAGGACUCUCGGAUAUUCUACAAAAUACUGGAGUACGACACACUCUUGGAUUCCUCUAACAUGACAGAAGCCCAAUGGAUACAAAUAGCAGAAAGCGUUAUGAAAUACUAUGAAGAGUACGAUGGAUUCAUAGUACUGCACGGCACGGACACUAUGUCCUAUACGGCAUCAGCUUUGUCAUUCAUGUUCGAGAACAUUGGCAAAUGUGUUGUCAUUACCGGCUCUCAGAUACCGAUCUUCGAGCCCCGUAGCGACGGUUCUGACAACUUCGUCUCGUCGUUGCUCAUCGCUGGCUGCUUGAACAUACCAGAAGUCACCGUGUUCUUCGGGGGCAAACUCUUCAGAGGGAACAGAGUCCGCAAGAUCUCAGCCUACAAUCUCUUUGCCUUCGACUCUCCCAACUGUCCUCCUCUGGUCGAGGUUGGGAUCGACAUAGAGUUCAACAAAAAGGCUGUGUUUAAGCCAACAACUAUAGAGAGGUGCCAAUUGCACGCCAAACUGUGCAGGAAUGUGGGACUGCUGAGGAUAUUUCCUAGCAUCAGCUCUUCGGUCAUCAAAGCGUUCUGUCAGCCUCCUAUUGAGGGCGUAGUAAUAGAAAGCUAUGGAGCUGGCAAUAUUCCUUCAAACCGUCAAGACCUAUUCAAGGAAAUACAGGAUGCAGUUAAACGCGGUGUGAUCUUCGUCAACAUAACCCAGUGCACCACGGGUUCGGUGGCCUCACCCCUCUAUGAGACUGGCAGGCUCUUAGCGUCUUGCGGAGUUGUGUCCGGCUACGACAUGACGCCUGAAGCAGCUCUUACCAAGUUAUCCUACGUGCUAUCUAAGACUGAACUUACUUAUAAGGAGAAAACUGAGCUGAUGUCGACCAAUAUACGGGGUGAAUUGACCAACACGUCAUCAAUAGCCAUUGAGGACAGCACUCUAGUGGACGCUCUGGCUGCGAGUCUAAACAUCCAGUCACCCAAGAAGCUAAUAGAAGUGACGGAGAAAGUAUUCAAUUCCCUUCUCCUAUAUGCUAUAGAACACGAUGAUCUUAUAGCUGUCAAGAAGAUGCUGGAAAUGGGGGCAGACGUGAACGCGCAAAACUCGGAAGGCAGGAGUCCUCUGCACGAGGCCAUUCUAAAAGGAAAGCAUACUAUAGUCGAAUACCUGUUAAGGAACGGUGCUAAUGUGCACUUAAAGACGAGAUGCGGUGAAUCCCCGCUAAUAACGGCAAUCCAAUGCGACGACUUGGGCCUCAUAGAGCUUCUCCAACAAUGCGGUGCCCAUCUGUCAAGUGUGGACCAUAAGUCCGUCUCCGAGCUGCUGUCUCUAGCAGCUAGAACUGGGGCGGUCAGCAAGAUUGAGGCUCUGAGGAAGGCGGGCGCGGAUCUGAAUAAUGUGGAUGAGCUGAAGCAGACGCCGCUGCAUAAGGCGGUUCUCUGCAACUUCCCCGUGAUGGUGUCGUACCUGAUGCAGCAUGGCGUUGACUCGAGCCUCCAGGACCUGCUCGGCCAUACGGCUCUGGACUACGCCGUCAAGUUGAACCGGAACGAUAUCGUUGAUGUGUUGAAUAAACCUGUGUGAAAUGCUCUGCAA